Molecule: messenger RNA, 1668 nt
Organism: Symbiodinium sp. CCMP2456
Lineage: Eukaryota; Dinophyceae; Suessiales; Symbiodiniaceae
Source: the annotation of a GenBank genome assembly
AUGCUGGCGCCUUGGGCGCCCGCUCUCGCGUUAGUUCUUGCUGCCGCCCAGCGGGUGGUUCCGUCCUGGCGUCAAGUACCGGGCGAUGUCGACUGGUUCGACGGCUGCGGCUAUGGCAACGAGAUCAUUCGAGGGAGCAUCUCUGCAGGACUCGAACACAACAAGGUGCGAAAGCAUGUCGCCAUGUGCUUGUCCCACUGCGGACCUCCUUCCUGUACGCUGAAAGCAGCGGAGACGGACUGCGACUGCUUGAAGUGCACGAUGUUCUGUCUUUCAAGAGGCUCCUAUGUGGAUUCUUGCUUGAACAACCAUACGUACGAUCUCUGCUCGAGCUUUGCGGCCAGCAUCGAACAAGCGAACAGCCGCCUGCUCAGCCUUUGGAAUUCUGAGCAGUUCGAGCACUGCGUCUGCGAGCUGCCAGGUGAACUGCAACGGUGCCCUGAGGCCGCGGCCGAGGCUCCCGGCGGCGCUCGCUCUGAGUCUGAGCCUAUGGAGCCCGGCCGUCGCCCAAGAGCAGCCUUUGAAGAGUUUCUGCUGUGCGGCGCACCAUGGGUUUCAGGCUUGCCAUGGGUGGAGAAGUAUCGGCCGGAGCGAAUCGAGGAGGAGGAAGUGGUCUCUGCAUUGAAGCACAGCCUUCAAACAGGAGAGCUGCCGAACCUCAUGUUCUAUGGGCCUCCCGGAACAGGCAAAACGACGGUGGCCCUGGCAUUGAUGAAGCAAUUCUUCGGCAAGGACUGGCGAUCCCGCGUCAAGGAGCUGAAUGCCUCAGACGAGCGCGGCAUCACUGCCGUCCGAGAAAAGGUGAAGACCUUUGCGCAGUUGGCCAUAGGCGGCGAGAGCCUCGCGGAGUCGAAGGCGCGCUUUCGGGUCAUCAUCUUGGACGAAGCCGAUUCCAUGACGCAUGAUGCUCAGGCAGCUUUGCGAAGGAUCAUGGAGGAGUUCGUGCAUGUCACACGCUUCAUCAUCAUUUGCAACUAUGUGUCCAAGAUCAUCGAGCCCUUGCAUUCUCGAUGCUCCAAAUUCCGGUUUCAGCUGGUGGGUGCCGAGUUCCAGAAAGCCCGACUCCUGCACAUUUGUGAAAAGGAGAAAGUGGCGGUGAGCCCAGGUGCACUUGAGCAGCUGAUCUUCCUCUCCAAGGGAGAUAUGCGGUGCGCUGUAACGAUGCUCCAGACAGCCGUCCAAGUCUACGACAAGGUGGACGAAGACUCAUUAGUUGAGGUCUUCUGUGCUGUUCCCGAGUCCAAGACACGGGAGCUGCUAGCCCGUUGCCGGUCCUCCCAGACGACGGAGCAGGUGCUCGAGGCAGUGCGAGACUUCCUCCUCGAGGGCUUCUCGGGGCUGCAGGUUAUGGAGCAGUUGCAAGAGCUCCUGGCGGAGGACGUGUCGCUCCAAGAUGCAGUGAAGGCCAAGUGUGCCGUGCUCUUUUCGCAGGCCGAGGAGCGCUUGUGCCAAGGCUGCGAUGAGGAGCUUCAGCUCUUUGAGCUCUUCUCCAACCUGCGGCCACUCAUUCAGGCGAGCGCCGCGAGCGCCGGGAGCACCUUGUGCGAGCUCGUCCCGCCUGCAGAGACUUAUUGUCCAGGCCAGAUGAUGCCCUUCAAUUGGCAGAGAGUGCAGUCCGAGCCUGUAGCUCCCGGACGUAGACAGCGUCAAGAACUGCACUCAGGGUGA